Molecule: messenger RNA, 2154 nt
Organism: Mytilinidion resinicola
Lineage: Eukaryota; Fungi; Ascomycota; Dothideomycetes; Mytilinidiales; Mytilinidiaceae
Exons: 1
Coding region: 149-1741 (530 amino acids)
Source: RefSeq, a predicted model, not a curated record
CCUGGGACGUUUAUCAAAAAUUGGAAAACAACAGUUUUGACAAGCCUGAUAGCUCUCCGGGCCACCUCAGACGGAGUCAAAAUAGACUGCCACUUUAUGUUCAACGGAUUCUGUCCUCCCUUUCAGCACUGAAAUCGGUCAAAACAUCAUGUCUCUAUCAGCCUUGCCGGCAGACAUUGUCUUCACUAUUGCCUACAUUCUUGAUCCUUGCGAUGCCGUCAGUUUCGCGAGAACCUGCAAAUCCGUCCAUGCCGGCCUUGAAGGAACCAACUAUCUUGCUAGGCAUCGCGACCUUGUGAGCAACUACGAAAAGGUUGUCUUUGAUGAAUCUAGCGAUUUCAAGCACCACCCCGCCUCCCUUGUUCAUGCCAUCAAUGAUAACCCUCGAAUUGCAUACUAUGUCAGAAAUCUGAAAUGGACUUAUGGAGACAAGGCAUGGGAUCCUAAGAUUAUCCGGCAGUGCGACAUUGCCACUGAAAAGUGGGCGCAAGAUCACGAGGAAGAAAAUGAACCUGAUGGUUGGCCGCAGUUUCUUCUCGAGGUCAACCCUACAGAAAGCGAUGCCUUCGGCCUACUUUUCUGGAUGCUACCAAAUGUCAAAAAAGUCCGGAUCGCCUUAUCCUCAUGGCAUGACGAUGAUGAUCCUCAUUGCGCAUGGACGUACGGGAAAUAUGAGGUAAGACCUUGGAAGCUCGAGACUAUCAAAAUCAAAAUCCCGGAUGAAGCUGGGAAGCUCGAGACUAUCAAAACCAAAGUCCCGGAUGAAGCUUGGAACGAACGCUAUUGGUGGCACUUUCGACCAUUGCUUAGACACCCAUCGCUUCGGAAAUUCAGAAUCUCCAAUGCAAAGACGACGUGGGCCAAUGGUCAACAAUUCAACAACGACCAUGAAUAUGGACCCCCCAAGCUGUCCCCCAGUGUUGAGGAAAUUCGUUUCCUAAAUUCGUGUAUGCCCAUACCCUUGUUGAAGGACGCUAUAAAGCUAGCGCCUAAUCUUCGAGCAUUCCAUUAUGAGCACGAAGAUACCGACUGUGGCGAAUGGAUCUAUGAAAACUUCUCCUCUUUCCUUCCUGAUCGCCUGGAGGCUCUAUCUUUGACGGCCAAGGACAUAUAUGGUCUGCCUUGGAAGCCCUUACAGACGCCAUACUUGGAUUUACAUAUCUGCCCUCAACUCAUUCGGAGACUCCACAGUCUGAAGGACCUGUGCAUCGAGGCGGCAUUCCUCGUUCUAGACUCUCGACAAAUCCACCAGACUUUUCAUCCUGAUUACGACCAAUAUUGGGAUCCAAGCGGUGAAGACCUUACUCCGGAGACUCAUGAGUGGCUUAAAGUGGAUGACGAUGGCGACAAACUGAUUCCUGAAGAUGGACUAGAGCGCUACAUCGCCAACGUGCACAAAUUAGUCGACAUCUUGCCACCUUCGAUAGAGAGGUUGAAGAUCCGGAUCGCGCCCUUGACCAUCUCAUUAGCUAAAAGACUUUUUGAGGACUUUGUGAAGAGCUAUCCACGCUGCCUUCCAAAUCUGCAGAGAAUCAUCGUAACAGACUUCCCUCGCGACCUCCAAGCCACGGUUCAAGAGAUAUACGACGCGGUCAAUACUGACUGUAGCAGGCAACCAGAUCCUGGGAAUUGGUACGAUGAUUGCGAGCGUGUACGUUACUUGAUGUCCGAGAAGGAAAUCAAACCAAUGGUACCUUUCACCAGAAUGAAGUUGGAAGAAUUUGCCAACGGGGACAUUUAGCGGGAUUCAUGCGGAUGCUAUCGCUCAACAACAGACUACAAGGACCACAGAAGUAGUAGACAUAUGUUACAUUUGGGUAUUAGUAUCUACUAUCCACAUCAUUCCUACCUCCAAAAGUUUUUCUACCGUACUCCAGACCUCCAAACAAUCCAGACCUACAAACACCCCAGUCCUCACCGAAGUCCUCAUCGAAAGCCUUUACCGACCCUUUACAACCCAGAAUCGAUCUGCCUCACAGUACUGCGCACUCAUUAGCGUCACGUCCCUCAAAACCACACGACACACUCUUUCGAGACUUACGUAUCAUCGGUAUAAUCCCACCACACCCUACACGCCUCCGUCAUCGAAUCCGGGAUCGGCAUAUCCUUCACGAUAUCAUCCGGGCGCUCGAGCACGCUGAUGUACAGCCCCGC